CAGUGUAGUGCGAAGAUGGCGGACGAGGAGGCCGAGCAGGAUCACAGUCGUGCUAACAGUAUCAGUGAAAAGAUUGGGAAACUCAGACAACGUCUACAAGGACUGCAUGAAGAAUUGUCAAGAAAGGUCGCCAGUGACUCCUCCACCCAAUUCUCUUCUGUAUAUUGCCAGGAGUUUUGUAUGACACUGUUGGAGUAUGCAGGCCUUUGGAAGAUAGAGGAAGACCCUUGGCCAGUGGUUGAAGUACAUAUCGUUGCCCUGCUGAGUUACGCCCAGGCUUCACCAUACCUCUCCCUGCAGUGCGAAAAUGUUUCACUUGUGGCUGAGAGGCUCUCAUUGAGCUUUCUGGAACUUUUGCUCUCAUUGAAGGAAGAUGUUCCAGAUUGCUUAUGGAAACAAUUCAAGUCAUCAGUGCAGGUUGCUUGCAACAAGCUUCGGGAGAAUGGAAUCACUCAGCUGUCCCCGUUGGCUGCUAUGUGCCAGUACGAUGGUAUUUGGGCUAACAGGAUCCUGCAAGGGCUUCUGGCCAAUGAAAACCCACAAACAGAACAAGUUGAGGAGUUUCUGGUGCAGGAGGGGCUGGUUCUGCUGGAGAUGAGAGUGAAGCAGCUGAUGAAGGAGAAGCAGAUGGGAAAGGCUGCACUGUUGGCAAAGACGUGUUCUGAAUCUCGCGCCUUUCAAGGGCAGGGACCUUUCAAGCAGAUAUAUCUUGUCUGCCUUUGUAACACCUCACAACAGAAUCAGCUAAUGGAUGAGCUUUCAAAAGAAGACUGUCGUGAUGCAUUAGAGAUGAUUUGCAACCUGGAGUCAGAUGGAGAAGAUAGUGCAGCUUUCAGCUUGUGUUCAGCUUUCCUGACUCGACAGCUUCUUCAAGGAGACAUGUACUGUGCUUGGGAGCUCACUCUUUUUUGGAGCAAACUGUUGAAGCGAUUGGAGCCAUCAGAGCUGGCCUUCCUUGACAGAUGCCGCCAGAUGUCAUUGCUUUCAAAAACUCUGUACCACAUCCUGUUUUUCAUCAAGGUUAUUCAAUCAGAGAUUGACGAUGUUGGCCUGCCAGUAUGCAUUGAAAUGUGCAUAAGGGCUCUACAAAUGGAAUCAACUGAUGGAAAUGCAAAAACAACAGUGUGUAAAACUAUUUCGUGUUUGCUUCCAACUGACCUGGAAGUGAAGCGAGCCUGUCAGCUAACAGAGUUCCUCCUGGAACCCACCGUGGAUUCAUACUAUUCUGUAGAGACUCUUUAUAAUGAACCAGACCAAAAACUAGAGGAGGAGAAUAUGCCUAUUCCCAAUUCUCUACGUUGCGAGCUCCUGCUUGUCUUUAAAACCCAGUGGCCCUUUGAUCCUGAGUUUUGGGACUGGAACAUGCUAAAGCGACAUUGCUUGGCGCUUAUGGGAGAAGAAGCUUCAAUAGUGUCAUCCAUUGACUUGCUGAAUGAUACUGAGAUGCUUGAAGAAGACGAAGACUUCCUGAAUGGGCAGUCAUUUAUUAACGUGCCGGACUGCUUAGUCAGUGGCACCUAUGACCUUAAAGAUAUCACAGACAAGAGACAGAAAAACAGAGAAAUGAAGAAACUGAGGGAAAAGGGCUUCAUAUCUGCCAGGUUCAGGAACUGGCAGGCCUAUAUGCAAUACUGUGUGUUGUGUGACAAAGAGUUUCUCGGCCACAGGAUUGUACGCCAUGCACAAACCCAUCUAAGCAGUGGGGUAUAUACUUGCCCCAUAUGUGCUCAAACUUUUACCUCAAAAGACACAUUAAUGCCCCAUGUAACAUUGCACGUCAAAGAGUCAAGUAAGGAAAGGCUGACUGCAAUGAAAACAAGCAAGAAACUGGCUAAUCCCAAGACAGCUGCGCCUGUCAUUGCAGCUUUAAAGGCCAACACCAGUGAACUUUCCAAAAAUGGUGGUUCCUUAGGGCAAAAUGUCGAGUUGAUUCAAAACACUCAGUCUAAAACAACUAAGACUAAAACAGAAGGUAAUGAGGAAAACAUGUGUCCUGUUGGAAAAUGCAGAAGGAGCUUCAAAUUUUUUAAAAACCUUAUCGCACAUGUUAAAGCUCAUGGAGACAAUGAAGAAGCAAAGACUUUCCUUGAAAUGCAGAGCAAAAAGGUUGUUUGCCAGUACUGCCGUCGCCACUUUGUUAGUGUUACUCAUCUUAAUGAUCAUUUACAGGUCCACUGUGGGGUAAAGCCUUACAUCUGUAUACAGUUGAACUGCAAGGCAAGUUUUCUCUCCAACACUGAGCUCAUCAUACAUAAGAAAACACAUUCUGUUUUUAAAGCUAAAUGCAUGUUUCCAGAUUGUGGGAAAAUUUUCAGCGAGGCCUUUAAACUAUAUGACCAUGAAGCACAGCAUUAUAAAACUUUCACUUGUAGGGUUGUAGACUGUGGAAAGGUAUUUCAUUCACAACAGCAGCUGGAUUUACAUGAGAAAAGGCAUGCUACUCAAGAAGAAAACAAUCCAUUUUCUGAGCAAUCUUCACAAGAUAUGAAGUCUAGCUCAUCACUCAUUGAACAAAUGCUUUCUAAUCACUCUCUCCUUAAACAAAGGAAUGCUGAAAGUUCUGUGAAUCCAACUCAGGAAAAGCUAUCAGUCUCCAUUGAGACCUUACUGAAAUUUCCUCGAGAGUCUGUUCAAACUGUAGGACAGUCUGGAUCUGAACAUAAAUUACAAAGUUCGUCAUUUUCAACCAGUCAGGCAGACAGUUUAAAUAAUUCUGUUAUUCUGUCUCCUCAUUCCCUCUUGUCUGAAUCUAACAGAAACGAAGAGGAUUCAGAUACUUAUUCUCUUGAUUAUGUGAAACCACUUCAGGCGAAUCAUCCAAUACCUCAGUUUGAAGCCCGUUUAGGUAAUGUUUUACUAAACCAGACACACAUCAUCCCCAGCAAUGUAAAUACUCAAGCGUUAAGUUACAACUCUGACUGUAAGUUACCAUUACCAGUGGAGCAAGAGCCAUUGUGCAGUGGAAACCUUUUGACAGUAUCACUGCCACAGAACAUAGAGCCAGCAAUAUCACAACCAUGCCCCUCAACAGUAAGCUCUCAACUCCUAACUAUGAAUAAACCAGAAAACUCUGCAACAUCCUCAAAUAGCAUUGGUACAGGUUUGUCUCUAGGACAGAGAACACGAUUUCAUUGUGUAUUUGAAACAUGUACAAAACACUACAGCUCCUACAGAAGUGUUACCAAGCACAUGAGAGCAGUUCACUCAGAUUUCUAUGAGAAAUGGAAAGUUGCUCGAACUAAAAUCAAGAUAACCUGUGCUCCAACACCAAGCACAUCAUCUGUUGGACUACUCAGUUCAGUCUCCUUGCAGGCUGACAGAGUACCAACUCAUGGAGUCCAGAAGCAUGAUAUUAAUCAGUCACCCUCAUAUACUAACAUGGGUACAGAUUUUAACUAUAGUACCUUAGCUAAUCCUAUCCUGUCCUCAUCUGCUUUCAAGCAGAAUGGUGCACAUUUAAUGGCAAAUGUUGUAAAAACCAGUAUUAUUUCUCAGUUAGGAAGUGAUGGGCAUCCAGUAACUGCACCAUCUGAGGUUUCAGAACAAAUUCCCAACUCUGGCCCUUCCCAAGUCUACCCAUCUAAGAUACAAAGUGUGCCACAAGUGAAUUCUACUCUUGCUACUUUGCCAGUCACUGUUCCAUCUUGCUCUAUGAUAGGAUCAUCAGUGAACACACCUGCAGAAUCCUUGAACUCACUAGUUAUGGAGAGUAGGCCCCUGUCUGUUCUUUCUUCCUAUAGGAAUAGUGCAAAGGAAGUGGAUGACUUCUCACCAUAUAAACCACAUUUGCAUAGCAGUGUAGUCUGCCUUUCCAAGACCCCAGAAAAUACAAACACCAUGUCAAAUAAUGCACAGUCCAAUUUUCCUGGUCCAAACUGUACAAGCCAGAAAGGCAGCGAAAACCAAUCUCGGAAUGACCCAGCCAUCUCUGAAAACAAUCCUGAAAAUCAAAGACAAGGCAGAAAAAACAAAGGGUCCAAAUGGCCAGCUAUCAUUAAGGAUGGCAGAUUUGCCUGCUGUAGGUGUUUUAGACAAUUUAAUAGUUCCAAAUCCUUUGGAGGCCGUUUGUCAAAAUGUCCAAUUUGCAAACCAUACAAAGAGUCAGAGUUGAACACAGAGUUGCCAAGAUCAUUUCUUGAUCUUCUUACAUCAGAGCAAACUGUUGGCUCCUCUCAACCACAGUUGUUUCAUCAGAUGAAGCCUCAUCAGUCUGUAACAAGUGUUAUAGCUGCUGCAAAAGAUUACCCCUCUCCUAAUUAUACACAAGAUAACUUUACAGCAUAUAAGUCAAAUGACCACAUUCUUAAACAAAGCAUUGUGGAUAAGUCCGACCAAACACCUUGUGCUCUGUUUGCAGCAGGUGAGUAUUUGCCAGGUAGCUCUGUAAUACAGCAUACAGAGAAUGUUAAGCUAGAGCGAGAGGAUAAGUCUUAUAUUAUGACAAGUUUACCUCAGCCUGGCAAUACAUUUACUGAAUUCCCUGAACCACUUCUUAUGCAAACACUGACAGAAAACCCUCCCUCCUCCAUUCCUGGCAGUGUUUCUACAAAGCACAUGACCCCUGAGGAUUUCCAUGGUGAGCGAUGUCACUUUGAGACAUUUCAGACACCAGAUAUAGAAUCUAACACAGUGACAAAAACACUGUUACCUGAUAGUCUAGCAACAAGAGACAAACAGACUGAGAUUCAAAGGAAGACUACAGAGCAAGAUGUUAAAAAGAGGUUGCGUGAGCAGAUUUUGGCAGGCGACUUUCAACGCAGAAAGAGCAUAUGUCAUUCUGGCAACUCUGAUCUUGAUACCAUUUUUUUUGGCCAAAUCUGCUGUCCUUCCAAUAAUUCUCAACCUUGUGCAUUGUCUCACAAUACCAAGAGUGGCUCAUCUAGGGAAGGACAGUUUGAGGAAAAUUGGAAAAUAACCACACAGACCUCUGGUGAAAUUGAAAGACUCCUGAACACUCAAAGCUUUACUUGUUUCAGAGAGACUAACACACCAAAACAGGAGACACGUACCUUCACAGGCAUUGAAUCUAAUGAUCCUGACCCUGAACCCUGUCAGUUGUCUGCCAGCCAGGAACAGUUUAUGACAGAAAUUCAAAGUGCGUUUGAAAGGCUUAACUUAGUGAGAGAAAUAUCUGAGCAGAUGUCAGCCUCUGUGAAACAGAAUAACACUACUACCAACAGCCGAAUGGGACCUACAAAGACUGAUUCACGACGGUCAGUGUCGUCAACCUUGAUUAAGCCUUUUGCUUGUGAGAUUGGGAACUGCACAUUUAGUUCCAUGUCUAGCGAAGCACUCUGGAAACACCUCUCAAAAACUCAUAACUACACACUAGACAUGGUUAAUGAGGUUAAAAAAAUGUAUGGCCAGUAUGCUCCUUUCAAGUGUCAGGAAUGUAGCAAGACAUACACUCGGAACUCAAACCUUCGCACUCAUUAUCAGUCAGUUCACAGGUCUUAUAAACCAGCUGAAGAAAAUGCACAUCUAGAUUUCAAGCAGAGGCUGUCCAAAGCUUCAGCAUCUGCUACUACUCAAAACUGGCCCGUGGGUAAAAACCAGAUUCCAGUGGCACAACACACAAUAUCUUCUCAUAAAUCACCCGAAAGUGGAACACAUCUGUAUUUGCACCAGGAUGCAGUGAUUCCUGAUUACCAAUCACAAUCAUUUGGACGGUGUCAUAAUGCAGACAUAACAUAUAACACAUUUCAAGACAAUUUCUCCACAGUCAUAAAUUCCUUGCAAGUAGCUCCCACUCAGACCCAAACAUUAACUCCACCAGUAUCGGCCAAAACUUCAACCACAACAGACUUUCAGUCAGUACAAGCCAGGAUAUCAGCAAAUCAAUCGUCGCAUGAACAACAAAGAAGCUUGCUCAAGUUGUCCUCUCAGAGUGUAAUGGGUCAGCAAGUAGGAACCAACUCGGCCAAAGUGUCAGCCACUCUUACCCAGGCUUUGUCUGUCACACAACCUAAAGGGCUUCCCUGGCUUGACAAACCAACUGUUUGCAACAGGCAGUCCAAUAAAUCCAGUUCAGGUGAUGUCAUUAGUCCAUACAGACCGUAUCAAUGUGUUCAUCAAGGCUGUGUAGCAGCCUUUACUGUUCAACACAAUCUGAUCCUCCACUACAGAGCUGUUCAUCAGUCUGCUUUAUCAACAUUGGAGGUGAACAAAGAGCAGUGCCAGCCUGAGGUACUGGAUGAAAUAAUGGGCCAUGAUGAGGCCCAAGAACUCAAAUUUACUCACAUUUCAGAAUUUCGAUGCCAAAUCAAGGACUGCUGUUGUGUUUUCCAAGAAGUUCCCACUCUCUUUCAGCAUUAUCUACAGCUACAUAAAUUAAGCCUUGAUCAUAUUGGUAAUCUCUUGUCUGGCAUCAAGUAUGGCAAGUUUGCUUGUGGCCACCAAGGUUGUACAGAAUCUUUCAUUGCUAUCUGGACGUAUAUAGGGCAUCUCAAGAAAAUGCACAAAGAUGUCAAACUAGCCAGGCCUGAACAAGUAAAUGGUUCAUUCAAGUGUGAAAUUGAAGGUUGCGACCGUUCGUAUGCCACAAGGUCAAACUUGCUUAGACAUGUCAUGAAAAAGCAUCAGGACACGUACCAAAGUACACUAAAAAAUCAACAGAUAAAAGAAGAGCAGACAAAACCAAACUCAAAAACGUUACGUUACCAAAUAACUAAGGCAAGUAAUGGUAAGGAAAACAUUGAGAGCAAUAAAGAGAUCUUGCUGAGGGAAAGUAACAUAAAGAGGUUUAGCAAGUCAAAGUCAAGUCACUGGGUUAAAUAUGGAAAACCCUCCUUGAAAUCCAAAGUAGAGGCAUCUGCAAUGUGCACAAAGAAAUUUCCUCUUCAGUACCCCUGUAUGAUCAAAGCUUGCGAGUCAGUCAUGAAGUCAGAGCGGAGCAUAAUGAAACAUUAUGUGGGACAUGGCUUGCCAGAAAAGUACCUGGAACAGCAGAGGAGUCACUUCAUAUUUUGCAAAAAGUUCCCAAGGCAGAAGUGUCAUUCAAUCAGGAGUGAUGAUUCCAAGUCAGACAACACCUCAGACUUGUCAGAUCCUGAAAUUACCUCUGACCUGGGCAUGGAAGGAGGGGAAUAUAGAUAUUCAAAGCCUGUCCUACGCAGAAGGACAUCCACAGGACUCCCUGUUGCAUUGUUUGACAACAAAUUGUCAAAUAAUGACUCUGAUGGCCCCAUGGUACUCAAACGCAAACGAGGACGUCCACGAAAACUCAUAGAAAAAAUGGUAGAAUGCAAGAAAAUUGCACGUACAAAAAAGACAGAUGUGGUUCACAGCAGGGACGAAGAAACAGACUCCUCAUCUGCUGUGGUAAUGCAGGAAGAAAGGAUGGAGCAGAGCACAUCUUUGGCGUUGUUUAAACCAAUGGGAUUUGAAAUGUCUUUCUUAAAAUUUCUGGAACAAUCAAGCAAAACUGAACAUUCUCCACUGAGCAAGGUUAUUGUGUCAGACAUAUGGAAGAAUCCAUCCAGACUGAAUACUAAAGACAUUUGUGUCACGUUCAGCAACCGCCAAAAUUUGAAGUCACUUAGUAAAGUAAGAAUAAAUUUAGAUGCAAACUCUUCAGGUGUCACUGAUCUUACAUUAAAGCAACUGCAGGAUAUGCAACCUACUGUGGUAUUACAAAAAAAUGAUUUGUGUUUUUGUUUUUAAAAGCAUAAUCUCAGAACUUGAGUGAGAUCACUCCUGCUGCAUAUUGGUGACCUGAAAAAACAAAAUACAAAACAGUAGUACUGUAUUAUAUUGUACUAUUGUAGUAAUUUUUUGUCAUUUAUAAUAAAAUGUAUAGCAUGUUUUUCUUAUGGACUAUUAAUUCAAAAGAUUUUGCAAAAAAAAUGAUGACAACAGCUUGUGUAAUGUAUUAUUUCUGUAAGACUAGGAGAGGGAUGGACUAUGGACUAAACCGACUGUGUGUAGUUUGUGAUUUAACGAUGGUAUUUACGUGCACUGUGUGUAUAGUUUGAAACCACCACUGUCACCAGAAGGUCUUACUAUUAAACCGUUUUUAUUUUA
Molecule: messenger RNA, 8022 nt
Organism: Mugil cephalus (flathead mullet)
Lineage: Eukaryota; Metazoa; Chordata; Actinopteri; Mugiliformes; Mugilidae
Gene: znf292b
Product: zinc finger protein 292b
Exons: 8
Coding region: 16-7662 (2548 amino acids)
Biological process (GO): regulation of transcription by RNA polymerase II
Cellular component (GO): nucleus
Molecular function (GO): DNA-binding transcription factor activity, RNA polymerase II-specific; DNA binding
Source: RefSeq, a predicted model, not a curated record